This is a messenger RNA of Fusarium poae, 1122 nucleotides long. RefSeq lists its product as uncharacterized. NCBI's taxonomy places the organism in Eukaryota, Fungi, Ascomycota, Sordariomycetes, Hypocreales, Nectriaceae. Gene Ontology annotation, cellular component: nucleus. The record is from RefSeq and is a predicted model, not a curated record. Bases 1 to 1122 code for a protein of 373 amino acids. Gene Ontology annotation, molecular function: DNA-binding transcription factor activity, RNA polymerase II-specific; RNA polymerase II cis-regulatory region sequence-specific DNA binding. The transcript has a single exon. Gene Ontology annotation, biological process: positive regulation of transcription by RNA polymerase II; mitotic cell cycle.
AUGAAUUCGAAUGCUCCCCCUCACAGAAGAGGACCUUGGUCCCAGCAAGAAGAUCACUGCCUGAUGUCCCUUGUCCAUGAGAUUGGCCCUCUCAACUGGGUUCGCAUUGCUCAGACCCUGGGUUCUCGAUCACCAAAGCAAUGCCGCGAGCGUUACCAUCAAAACUUAAAGCCAACUCUCAACCACGAGCCUAUCACACCCGAUGAGGGCCGUUUGAUUGAAGAACUUGUAAGACAAAUUGGAAAACGCUGGGCCGAGAUUGCCCGCCGCCUCCAUGGACGAAGUGACAAUGCUGUCAAGAAUUGGUGGAAUGGAAGUCAAAACAGAAGGAUUCGAUCAGAUCGUCGCCGUGCCACCCACGGCAAUGAAGACUACUAUUCUGCAAACCGACAUGGACUAUCUAUCUCGACAACACCGAGUCACCAUAUCCCGGGAGCCCAGCUAUCGCCCAUGCAAGGGCCUAUGAUGCGCCACACUGGUGGAUCUUGGAUCGAAGCUCCUCUUCCUUCACCUUGUUCCUCUGAUGGUGCCGAAUCCGAAACUGGAUCUAACUACACCACAUCACCAGCUUACCGUCCUGCUUCUCUGUCCAGGGCUGUCGAGUUGCCGCCACUCCGGGGUCACUACUCUAGCCAUGGUGAUCCUAGGCUCCCUAGUAUCAACGCUGCCCCUCUGGCUUCCUACGAGGAUAGACCACGUACAGAACGAGGAGAGUACAGACAGGCAUUCCCGUACUACGGAGAAAGACCACCUACAGAACGGGGAGAGUACAAGCCGGCAUAUCCUUCACCACACGGUAUCCCAGGACAAAGACAGUUGCCUACUGCACCGAGCUCGCCCGUACAGCAGCAGUCCUACCCUCAGUUCCAAGCACAGCCUCGCUCAGAACAGGCCUAUCCUCAGUCCCAAGAACAACCUCGCUCAGAACAGGCCUAUCCUCAGUCCCAAGAACAACCUCGCUCAGAACAGGCCUAUCCUCAGUCCCAAGAACAACCUCGCUCAGAACAGGCCUAUCCUCAGUCCCAAGCACAGCCUCGCUCAGAACAGGACUCUCCUCAGUCCCAAGCACAGCCUCGCUCAAAACAGGACUCUCGCAUGCGUCUGCAUUCCCUCUUAGAUUAA